Vigna umbellata (rice bean) is the source of this 742-nucleotide messenger RNA. The record is from RefSeq and is a predicted model, not a curated record. NCBI's taxonomy places the organism in Eukaryota, Viridiplantae, Streptophyta, Magnoliopsida, Fabales, Fabaceae.
CACAUUCCAAUUCAUGUUAAACCCAUGCCUCCUCUCACAUUGGAUUGGUGUUCAACGUGAAGGAAUGGUGAUUCAAAUUCAGCUUUAGUCUUUAUUUGUAUAUUUUUUACUAAUUUUUUGUAUUUACUUGCAGCAUGAGUUUCUUAAAAGACCCAUAUGCAUUUAUAUGCAUUUUUCAGACUGUCCUGAGUUCCAUAAAUUACAGAUUUAUUCUAUUUACAGCAGGAUAUGAACCCUUAGAGUCAAUUGUUCGUAGCAUUUCUACCACCGAAGCACCAUUUGAGCUGAAAAAUUGCAGCGACGAUUGUGUUCCUCUAGUAAUGGGCGACUCUUGUGUUUUUUCGGCGUUAGAUCUGUAUCAAGUAGUCAAGGCAAAGUCAAGAUCCGUAUGCCCAGAUUUGCAAAAAACAAAAUGGUUUAAUAUGAUCGAGAGUAGACAAUUUCAAUACCUGAGAAACUUGUUUUUUUUAUAUACAAGCAUCACCUGGUGAGAUAAAGUUUGUUUGUUGUUAAUACUGAAGUAAAGACCAUAAUUCAGUGGCUUGCAGCUUCUCAGGUAAUUUUAUAUUUUUACCUAUUAUUGUAACAGAUAAUUUUAGGAAUCCCCUUUUUUUUGUGAUAAACAAUACGUUCUUGUUGAAAACGUUGUGGCAUACAAUUCAUGAUUUAAUUAGUUUCUGUAUUUGAUUUCUUUCUCUUUUCUGGAUGAUCAAUGUGAUUGAAGUAUUGAAAUUUUGAUAAC